AUGGGACUGUUAGGUGGCUUUAUUGUGCAUCCAAGAACAGUGACUACUCGAGAAGAACAUGGCGAAUUCGUAUUGGUUCUCAAUGAUUGGCAACACUUUUAUACCAGUGAACAGCACCAAGUGCUCAUGGCGAGUGGUCAGUUCUAUCCAAAUAGUAUGGAAUCUUUGACACAACCAAGUAAUAUUGACUAUUUCGAAGCUGUCGAUGGAUCACGAGCAGCUGAGGCAUUAGUCACCUCAAUCUUGAUCAAUGGACGUGGUCAAUAUUUUGAUCCGCGUGCGGCGAAUAACAGUUCGAGCACAACACCAUUCGAAUAUUUGAAUAUAAUUUCAGCACCUAACAACGCCACUUAUCGCCUACGUCUGAUCAAUGGCGGUAGUGUACUGUCACUGAAAUUCUCUAUCGAUGUUCAUCCAUUAACAGUCAUUGCUUCCGAUGGUAUACCAUUCGCACAGCCACUGAUAGUCGAUCAGUUGAUUAUUGGUCUCGGAGAACGAUAUGAUGUUUUAAUCAAAGCUGCAACAGACAAGACAAGGAACUACUGGAUGCGAGUCGAUACAAUGGACAAAAACAACAAUCCGCGAUGGCAUGCUCGAGCAAUUCUGCAGUACAUGUCUAAUACAACCAUACCAACGACGCAACCACGAAACUGUACAGCGACUCAACCAUGUCUCAUCCUGAACUGUCCUUUCGCUCAAUAUGGUCCCAAACUGAAUGAUAAUGCUAUGUCUCUCAUUUGUUUGACUCCGCAGAACAUCACAACUCAUGAAGAUUAUCUCGAUCGUGGUCUCUUGAAUGAAACAGUGGUGCCUAACGUCCGAAAAACACUUCAAAUGACCAUGGUUGAAGGUACUGAUGAGCGAGCUGCUUUCGAAUCAUUCAAUUACAUUGGCAUGCAAUAUCCAUCGAUGGACAUACCUAUUCUCUAUGAUGCUCGACAUGCUCGAGAACAAUUUGCCUGUUUCAAUCGUUCGUUGGACACAAAUACGGGUGACAAGUGUUAUCAUACUGUUAUGGCUCGAUAUAACGAUGUCGUAGAAUUUCUUCUUGUCAAUCACGACGACGAUCAACAUCCUCUCCAUUUACACGGUUCCUAUUUUCAUAUUGUCGAGCAAGGUCUAGCUGUGUUGAACUCAACAACUGGUGAAUUCCUAGCGAAUAAUCCUAACGUUGAUUGCAACGAACAUGCAGAAUGUAAAUGCAUAGAAACAACUGAAGGGUGCAAGAAAAAUAAUAUGCGUUUAGUGAAGGAUACAAUACAGUUGUCCAAAGGAGGAUAUAUGAGAAUACGCUUUCGAGCGACGAAUCCCGGUAUUUGGCUCUUUCAUUGUCAUACGGAACCACACUUAUCUCGAGGCAUGGUCAUUGCCUUGCAUAUCGCUGAAGACCGGUUAUUUCAAUCGAUCGCAUCUCAUUCAACAAAUAUUGCUGACCAUUGUAUUUCAAUUGUUCUGGCUUUCGCUUUCUGCUUUAUAUAUUUAGCUACCGACUAA
Messenger RNA from Rotaria sordida, 1494 nucleotides. Lineage: Eukaryota; Metazoa; Rotifera; Eurotatoria; Philodinida; Philodinidae. The record is from the annotation of a GenBank genome assembly.